AUAAUGAACAAAGAUGAAACCAGGUGAAAAUCUUUGGUAUUACACACUAAAACAAUCCUAACGUGCAUUGUAUAUUACUUUUUGAUGAAUCCAAGAUGACGGAUGGAACCAUAAGGAAAUUGUCAGAAGAUGUUGUGAUUUCCAUAUUUUUCAGGCUUCCUGUGAAAUCUCUAUCGCGAUUAAAAUGUGUUACUAAAAGUUGGCACGCUCUCAUAAAAUCCUUUAAUUUCAUCAAUCUUCAUCUCAACCGAACUACAACCACCAAAGAUGAAUUCAUUCUCUUCAAACGAUCCCUCAAAGAACCUAAAGGAUUUAAAAAUAUCUUGUCUUUUCUUCUCAAUGCUGAUGGUGAAGAUGAUAUGGAUCCCGUUUCUCCUGAUCUAGAUGUGCCAUAUCUGCCCACCAGUUAUGGUAGUAUCUUUCAUCAACUCACUGGUCCUUGCAAUGGUUUGAUUGUUUUAACAGACUCCAUAAACUUUGUCUUAUUGAAUCCAGCAACUAGAAAUUAUAGGCUGCUCCCACCCAGCCCUUUUGUUUGCCCGCGUGGUUUCUAUCGUUCUAUUGGUGGUGUUGGAUUUGGCUAUGACUCUGGUAAAAAAAAAUACAAGGUAAUUAGAAUUGCAGAAGUUUACGGGGAACCCCCCUUCAAUGAUCCUAGUGUGGUGGAGUGGAAAGGUGAGGUUUAUGAUUCGAGCACUGAUUCUUGGAGAGAACUAGCUGAUGUGGAUCAAGAGUUGCCCUGGCCUUAUACGUUCCCUUUCUCUGAGAUGUUAUUCAAGGGAGCCUUUCAUUGGUAUGCCCACAGAAAUAUGGUGGUAAUUCUUUGUUUUGAUAUCAGCACUGAAGUUUUCCGCACAAUGCAAGUUCCUGAAACUUGUGCUUUGUAUGACGAAAAGUGUCAUAGCCUCGCAGUCUUAGAUAAGUCUCUAACAUUUAUUUGUUACCCUGACCAAAGGAGGGAGAGUAGCCCAAUACAAGAAACGAUUGACAUUUGGAUAAUGGGGGAAUACAGUGUAAACGAGUCUUGGAUUAAGAAACGUACAAUUAGAUCUCCUCCUAUUGAAUCCCCAUUGGCAGUUUGGAAGGAUCGUCUAUUGCUUCUUCAAGACAAAAGUGGACUUCUGAUUUCUUAUGAUCUUGAUUCUGAUGCAGUCAAAGAGUUCAAAUUAGAUGGUUAUCCUGGAAGUUUGAGAGUAAUAGUUUACAACGAAAGCUUGAUUCCACUCCCCAUUGGUAGUACACAAGUACAAAUUUUUUAGCGAAGGAGGCAGAAAGUUGCAACUGCUUUGCUUAAGGCCUGUGAUGUGCUUGCAAGAUUUUGGGGUUUUGAAUAUCUAGUACUAAGGGCAUAUGAGGGUGAUUUUGGUGCUCAACAAUUAUAUACAAAUGCGGGGUACAGUGUAGUUUCAAGGCUCCUCUAUGGAAUUCUACGUUGAUUGGUCAAAGAAGACGAGUUCUUAUGGUUAAAUAGGUCUCACUUGAUUCAACUAACAUUCAUUGAAACAAAGACUUUGACAGUUACAUAUCAAAUUGGUCAUUCAAAAUAUCAGAUGAUGCUGAGUUGAAAAUUAGAAUUCUGUAAAUUUGGUAAAUGGUUGUACAAAAACUGUUUCAUUUGAUCUUCAGGAAAGAGUAAGUUUUUUCUGAAUCUUUCAUUAUUCUUGUGAAUAUUUCCUUUUUCUUCAGAGGAUUCAUAUAUUCCUGGUUGACUCCAGUUUUGUUCUGGAUUGAAGUAUAGUUGAUUGAUCAAUUGAUAUGGUUGCUUCUUAGCUAUUUCUUUUCUUGCAAAACUGUUAAAAAUAUCAGAUUUUGGCAUUAAAGAGUUUGUGUAUAUAAACCUUGAUUAAGUAUAAAAAGAGUCUGUACAUUUAAACAAAAGGGACAAUAAAUUUCUAGAGAUAGCUUCAGGAAACACAGAGAUAGCAAAUGUUU
This is a messenger RNA of Nicotiana attenuata, 1932 nucleotides long. Its product is annotated as F-box protein CPR30-like. The coding region runs from base 96 to 1259 and encodes 387 amino acids. NCBI's taxonomy places the organism in Eukaryota, Viridiplantae, Streptophyta, Magnoliopsida, Solanales, Solanaceae. Gene Ontology annotation, molecular function: protein binding. The record is from RefSeq and is a predicted model, not a curated record. The transcript has 2 exons.